AUGCAUAAUGGGAGAAAAGUUUCCGACUUCUAUGAAGAAGUUGGUGCAACCCCUAUCCGCAGAAAUGGACCAAGGCUUUGUGGGGAUGACGAGCGGAUACUGUUGAAUGUUGGUGGGGUCCGACACGAGACCCAUGUCGCCACCCUAAGGAAUAUACCCUGUACCCGACUGUGUAAGUUAGCAGAGCUUCACGUCAUAUCUGCAGACAGCAAGAGGGAUGAAUAUUUCUUUGACAGACACCCCUCAGUUUUCAACUCCGUAAUAGACUUCUACAGAACAGGAGAACUUCACGUUCCGUUAGAAGUAUGUGGAGCUGUGGUGAAGCGAGAGUUGGACUACUGGCAGGUAAACCAGUACUGCAUCAAAUCUUGUUGUUGGCGACAUUACCGUUCCUACAUUGAGAACAAAGCCAUACUCGACUCCUUCAACCGUAGUCUCGCGAAGGAGAGAGUAUUCGUCAAUAUAAAUGAAUAUGAAGGAUGGAAACGAUUUCAGAUGAAAAUUUGGCUGAUUCUAGAACACCCGAGGACAUCACGGGUUGCUAUGAUCUAUGGUAUCAUAUCCCUACUGUUUGUCAUCGUAUCAAUCCUGGGAUUCUGCCUGGAGUCACUGCCCAGUCUCCGACCAAUGAGAAAUUUCACGCGCAUUGAUAACACGACCUCCACAUGCGACGAUGGUUCACAGGGGGUACAGGUCAUGGCUCAAAACGAGGGUCUUAACAUCCUCGAUAUCAUUUGUACCGCAUAUUUUACUAUAGAAUUGGCAGUGAGAUUCGUGUUUGCACCAGAAAAAAUCAGGUUUGUUCGUUCUAUGAUGAAUAUCAUAGAUUUGUUAGCGUUAGUUCCUCUGUAUAUGCAGUUAGUGUUCAAUACUGAUCAUUUACAGUUCUGUUAUGUAAACGAACGAUUGAUGAUAGAAAUCAUGUUCGUUUUACGGAUCGUUCGAAUGUUCAGAAUUUUUCAUCUCGUGAAACAUUAUCAAGCGCUGAAGAUAUUAGUUUAUGCCCUCAAGGCCAGUGUACAGGAGCUGCUCAUGCUGGCUAUCUUUCUCAUCAUCGGCAUGCUUGUAUUUGCAUCCAUGAUUUACUAUGCAGAACGAAAGGACGCUGUUCAACCAAGCGAUAAGUUCAACACAAUUCCAAUGGGAUUUUGGUGGGCGCUUAUUACUAUGACUACGGUAGGGUACGGUGACAUAUUUCCUACUAAACCAAUCGGAUACGUUGUAGGGGCCGCUUGUGCUGUAAGUGGUGUAUUAAUGAUAGCACUUACCAUUCCUGUUAUAUCAAACAACUUCACGCUCUUCUAUACGCACGUGCGAUCACGUGGAACUAAGGAAGAGGAGCGCGAUAAGUACAGAACAAGCCAGAGCACGUGCGUGAAUAAUCCUUUCCGAGAAAAUUCCUUGCUCACGAAUUCGGAGGAGGAUGGAUACGGGACAAUUACGCUUGUAGACAACAAUAGGAUCCCAUCCCGCGAAUCUUACAUAGAGACAUACAUGAAUGGCCAUGCUACAAUUAAACAAUUCUCCGGAGACGAAUCGCCAAAUUUUAAAUAUUUCAAAAGUAUAAACGAAGCUUCGUCGUUAAAGGAUAUAGUUAUUCGAAACUCUGAUUUCGACCUGCAUAAAUCUAACAAAGCUCGAUCUGACGAUGGUGUCACCUAUUCAGAAGAAACAAUUUUAUAA
This is a messenger RNA of Ylistrum balloti, 1683 nucleotides long. RefSeq names its product potassium voltage-gated channel subfamily C member 3-like. NCBI's taxonomy places the organism in Eukaryota, Metazoa, Mollusca, Bivalvia, Pectinida, Pectinidae. Gene Ontology annotation, cellular component: voltage-gated potassium channel complex; membrane. Gene Ontology annotation, molecular function: protein binding; delayed rectifier potassium channel activity. Bases 1 to 1683 code for a protein of 560 amino acids. The record is from RefSeq and is a predicted model, not a curated record. Gene Ontology annotation, biological process: potassium ion transmembrane transport; protein homooligomerization. The transcript is spliced from 3 exons.